Molecule: messenger RNA, 894 nt
Organism: Echinostoma caproni
Lineage: Eukaryota; Metazoa; Platyhelminthes; Trematoda; Plagiorchiida; Echinostomatidae
Source: the annotation of a GenBank genome assembly
AUGUCUUCCUUACUAUCUCAACGACUGCGUUCUGCGCCAAACGUGUUGAUCAUAAACUUGGCCAUUUCUGACCUAAGUUUUGCCGCAAUCAAUGGAUUUCCGCUGAAAACAAUAUCGGCAUUCAAUCAACAUUGGAAUUGGGGUAAGACGGGUAGCUACAUUCCGGAAGGAUUUCACACAUCUUGCACAUUCGAUUAUCUGUCUUCUGAUCUGGGAAAUCUGCUGUUCAACGCCGGAAUGUAUUUGUUUGCUUUCAUCUGCCCCGUCACUGUGAUCAUAUUCAGUUACGCUCAGAUUAUCAAGGCCGUGCAUGACAGCGAGAACUUUGGGGAUGUGAAGUGUUCAAGACGUCAUCGAUCAAACGCGCCAUCAAGCGAUGCUACGUGCACAUGCACUCCGGAUCCACAUGCAGACACAAAAUCCGCAUACAUAUGCGCCAAUCGAAAUUCUGUUAUUCAUUUGCUAACCAUGAAUGAUUUUAUAGAAGGCCAUUCAACAUCGAUAACGGCAACUGCGCGAUCAGAUAUUCAAACUGUUAAACUCUCAGCAGUGUUGGUUCUGCUCUACUUGGCUUCGUGGGGGCCGUACGCGUUCAUCUGUUUUGUUUCGUUGCUCGGGCAUCGAAAACAUUUGACCCCAUUUACAGCCGAAAUACCGGUGCUGUGUGCAAAAAGUUCCUGUAUGUUUAAUCCGAUUGUCUACGCUCUGAUGCAUCGCAACUUUCGCCAGGAAUUGUUCUUACGUCUCGGAAAUUUCGGAUUCCCUUGUUGCGACAAACAAGUCAAUAAUUCGGAUGCAAUAAGUACGAUUCCAGAACCCGGAAAAGCAAACAUUAUCAUCACGGACGCAAGCCCUGACACACCGGAAGCAUCUCAAGGUCAUGCAACGAAAUAA